Molecule: messenger RNA, 3105 nt
Organism: Marmota flaviventris (yellow-bellied marmot)
Lineage: Eukaryota; Metazoa; Chordata; Mammalia; Rodentia; Sciuridae
Gene: Znf146
Product: zinc finger protein 146
Biological process (GO): regulation of transcription by RNA polymerase II
Molecular function (GO): RNA polymerase II cis-regulatory region sequence-specific DNA binding; DNA-binding transcription factor activity, RNA polymerase II-specific
Source: RefSeq, a predicted model, not a curated record
CCGAGUGGACAUUUUGGUCUUUGUCCGCGGGUCAGGACGGUCUCUUGGUCCACGUGGCGCGCAGGACUCUCUCUAAAGUAGAUUUCUUCAAGAGGAAUUGCCCAAUGCAGGUGAUAAAGAGACCAAACUGUAUGAUCCUCCACUGAAGCAAGAAGAUCCACUGGAUGGUGGGGAAAAAGUAGAAAAGAAGUCUUGUCAGAAAAAGCCUGAGAAGAUGAUGAACAGAUAGAGAAGCAACAAGACUUGGGAGGCAAGUUGUGUUCAUCAAACUACAGACUGAGGAAAAAAGGAUGUGGAUAUAAGAAAAUUGGAAAAAUCCUGUUUGCUCAAACUCAUUUCUUUAAGGAAACAUUUUUGAAGUUUUAGGUUGAAACUGUUUAGACUUAACCAUGAGGGAAGGUAUGUAGUUGAGUCUCCAGUUUUACUAGCUGGAUGUUCUCUACCACUGCUUAUUUCUUAUGGUAAUAUCCCCCUAUAAGUGUAAAGCAGUGUGAAAUGCCUUCAGUAUAAAAAGUGUGAUAUAGCAUCUGAUAGCAGAGCAUUCAUACUGGAGGAAAACCUCAUGAGUUUACUGAAUGUGGGAAAACUUUUACCCACAUAUCACAUUUCAUUGAACAUAGAAGUCAUGCUGAAGGGAAACCUUGUGCUUCUAAAGAGUAUUGAAAAGCCUUUAGCUAGAUGAUAAAAUUUUCUCACAAAUCUUAUCCAUUCCUCUGCAUUUGAGAGGUCAUACAGAGAAGCCUUCUAAAUGUAAGAAAUGUGGAAAUAUCUUCAGUCAAAAGUAAAUCCUCGUGUAUCAAGAAAUUCAUACUGGAGAGAAACCUUGUGAAUGUGGGAAAGCUUCCAUUCAGAUGUCACACCUCAGUCAGCAGAGAAUUUAUAGUGGGGAAAGCCCCUUUGCCUGUAAGGUAUGUGGGAAAGUCUUCAGCCACAAAUCCAAUCUUACUGAGCAUGAGCUUUUUCAUAAUAGAGAGAAACCUUUUGAAUGUAAUGAAUGUGGGAAGGCCUUUAGCCAAAAGCAGUAUGUCAUUAAACAUCAGAAUACUCAUACUGGAGAGAAGCUUUUUGAGUGUAAUGAUUGUGGAAAAUCCUUCAGCCAGAAAGAAAACCUCCUUACCCAUCAGAAAAUCCACACUGGAGAGAAACCUUUUGAGUGCAAAGAUUGUGGGAAAGCUUUCAUUCAGAAGUCCAACCUUAUCAGACACCAGAGAACUCACACAGGAGAGAAGCCCUUUAUAUGUAAGGAGUGUGGGAAAACCUUUAGUGGGAAAUCAAAUCUUACUGAGCAUGAGAAAAUUCAUAUUGGAGAGAAACCCUUUAAAUGUAAUGAGUGUGGAACAGCUUUUGGCCAGAAGAAGUACCUCAUAAAGCAUCAAAACAUUCACACUGGAGAGAAACCCUAUGAAUGUAAUGAAUGUGGAAAAGCCUUCUCUCAACGAACAUCACUUAUUGUGCAUGUGAGAAUUCAUUCAGGUGAUAAACCUUAUGAAUGCAAUGUAUGUGGAAAAGCCUUCUCUCAGAGUUCAUCUCUCACUGUACAUGUAAGAAGCCAUACAGGUGAGAAACCUUACGGAUGUAAUGAAUGUGGAAAAGCUUUCUCUCAAUUCUCAACCCUAGCUCUGCAUUUGAGAAUACAUACAGGUAAGAAACCUUACCAAUGCAGUGAAUGUGGGAAAGCUUUCAGCCAGAAAUCACACCAUAUUAGACAUCAGAAAAUUCAUACUCAUUAAAAACCCUAUGAGUACCUUCAAGAUAGGAACACAUCAAAAAUUUAUAUAUCAUAAAGUCAUUCUGAGGCAGUGUAUCACAAAUGAAGGGAAAAACUUUGAGGACACUGAAAAUUCAUACUGAAGAGGAAGACGUUUGUAUGAUAAGCAGACUGCCAAUAAAAAAAAUACUCCACAGUCAAUGGUAAAGGUAAUGCUGAAACAAAAGACAUUUCCAUUAAAAUUGGAACAGAAAACAGGCCUGUUACUCCAUCAAUAUAGAUGUGAAGUUCUUCACUUGUGUAAUAAGUUGUAUUAGAAAGGAAGAGACAAAAACAGAUGGUAUGAUCAUCUAUAAGUAAUAAAACUCUGGUAUUGCUUCAGCAGAGGGAAAGAGAUUCCAGAAAGAGAACUAUGCAUUUAGUAGAACUUGCAAUAUUAAAGAAAUUCAUCAGAUGAGUAAAUACGGGACUAUUUAAAAAAAUUAUUUGGAGGUAAUUUGUUCUCUGAAGGGGAAAGAAAAUAGACCAUGAACACACAAGCAAAAUUCAUGGGAAUUGAAGACUGAAAGAUACAAAAGCCAUGCACUAAAGUGGCUGUGACCUUUGGAGUAGGGAAACUUUCCUUCUUAACAAAUUUAAAAAUAUUUAGCAGUUUUACUUGUGAGUGUAUAUGCUCAGGAGAUACCAGGAAAUUUACUGUGGCUUGAUUUGUAGCCAAAUAUUGGAAACAACUUAAAUGUUCAUCAGGAACAAAAAGAAGUUCUUAUGAUGUGACACUAUACAUCUGCAAAAUGCAACUAUGAGAUCCACAUGUUAUUAACAGAAGGAUCUAAAAAAAAUUGCAUUGAGGGGGAAAAAGAAGUUGCAGGAUGAUACAUACAGUGACUUUGUAAAUUUGAAUUAAAAUUUCAUGAAAUUUAGUACUUUAUAUUGGUAAUGAAUACAUACGUGUAUGUUAACAUUUUUGAAAUGGAGAAAUACAGGCCAAACCUUUGAUAGUGGUAGCCUGUGAAGAGCAAGAGGGGAAGGGAAUAAGUAUGGGAGGUAGGGUGGGGAGGGGGCUUCAGCUUUUUAUAUAAAACAUCCAUUUCUCUUGAAGACUGCAAGUAAAUAUAUGAAGAUACUGGCUAAUUCUGGAUUGUGGUAUAUGGAUAUCUUGUCUUAUUUUUUGUACUUUUCUGUAUUUUUAAAAUUUCUCAAAGUUAAUAAGAAUGGGAGUGAGGAUGGAACUCUGUACCUGUAGAAGUUAUGUUAUAAUGGACUAAUUCCCAAUCAAAUACUAAACUUUUUAUAGAAAAUAUUUCUAAAAUUUUAUCAACAAUGAGUGGAUGGACUUGCUCUCUAUGUAAUAUGAAAUUAUCUAUUUUAUUAAAAUUAAAAUGACAGCAUACUACAAA